Messenger RNA from Hyphopichia burtonii NRRL Y-1933, 1525 nucleotides. Its product is annotated as cleavage polyadenylation factor subunit. Gene Ontology annotation, biological process: tRNA splicing, via endonucleolytic cleavage and ligation. Lineage: Eukaryota; Fungi; Ascomycota; Pichiomycetes; Serinales; Debaryomycetaceae. The transcript has a single exon. Gene Ontology annotation, molecular function: ATP hydrolysis activity; polynucleotide 5'-hydroxyl-kinase activity. The record is from RefSeq and is a predicted model, not a curated record. Bases 29 to 1525 code for a protein of 498 amino acids. Gene Ontology annotation, cellular component: mRNA cleavage factor complex; nucleus.
CUCUACAGUAUUAACUUAUCAGUCAAAUAUGUCUUCUAUUCCAGGAUUCAACGGUGGUGACAAUAUAGAGGAAUCUUCAAGUCAACCGAUUGAGAUUGAGAUCCCUUACAAAGCAGAAUGGAGAUUCGAAGUACCGUUCAAAACCAUAAUGAAGCUUACUGUUUUAGAAGGGACAGGUGAAAUCUUUGGGACUGAGUUGCCUUCUAAUGUUCAAGUUCAAUUCAGUGGGGUGAAGUACUCGGUUUACUCACCUUUACCUGAUGGAUGUAAGAUUUCGUAUUUCUCCGUUCCUAAUAAAGAGAACUAUAACAUUUCAAGCGAAGAUGGAGAAAUCAGUGAAUAUAUAAGUGAAGAAACCCCAAUGGAACAAUAUCUUAAUUUACAUUUUGCCUUAGAGUUGUACCGUCAACAAGCAACUCUCUCAAAUCUCAAUAAUUCGAAUAUUGAUCAACAAAAUUCAAAAAAACUGGGCCCCAAAGUUUUGAUUGUGGGUAAUCAACAAUCUGGUAAAACAACCCUUGCCAAAAUAUUAUCUUCAUAUGCUUAUAAAAUGGAUAGAGUUCCAAUAUUAGUUAAUUUAAAUCCUCAAGAUGGGUGUUUUGCUUUACCCGGCUCAAUAACGUCGACCCCAAUAAGUGACUCUUUUGAUUUGCAAAGUAUUAAUGGUUGGGGGUCAACAUUAACAUCAGGUACUACUAUUCAUAAUCCAAAACAACCACUAGUUAAGAACUACGGAUUCACCAAGAUUCAAGAAAAUCUUGAAUUAUAUAAAUACCAAGUUUCAAAAUUAGGUGUUGCUACAUUAUCAAGAUUAGAAGAUGAUUUAUCAAUUAAAAAUAGUGGACUAAUUAUUGACACUCCCGGAUUAUCAAGUAAAGAUGAUUUCCUGGUGAUUGAAAACAUUGUUUCUGACUUUGAAGUUGACAUAAUAGUAGUCAUUGGUAAUGAAAGAUUAUCAAUUGAUUUAAGAAAAAAAUUUAAACAUAAAUUAGCGUCUUCUCAUUUAGAAAUUUUGAAAGUUCAUAAAAGUGGAGGGGUAGUUGAACUAGAAGAUUCAUUCAUAAGGAAAACCCAAGAAGAUACCAUAAAAGAAUAUUUUAAUGGUGAUUAUAGAAUUCCAUUAUCACCAUUUAAAACUGAAAUUGAACUUAAAAAUUUUGUUUUUUAUAAACCAGUGGAACUGCUGGAGUAUAUGUCAAGCUUGGCAUUUUUACCAGCUGGUGAUUCAUUUACACCAGAAACUUCCGAAGCUUCGGAAGUUAAAAAGGAAGAUAAUGCAUUAACCAAAUACUAUAAUGAACUAACUGAAAAGACGUCAUCAAAUUUAGAAAAUUCAAUUAUUGCGAUAACCCAAGUAUCCGAUAAUAAUAAAUCUCCUAGAGAUUUACUAAAUACCUGUGUUUUAGGAUACGCUCAUAUUUCGAAGGUUGAUGAAACAAAGGGUAAAGCCAAAAUUUUAUUACCAUUCCCAGGGGCAUUUCCUAAAAAUAUUUUAAUAUCUACAAAUGUUAAAUACGCAGAAUAA